AUGGAAGUCCUGCUUAGAUCGGCGGGCAGGAGGAGCUCUCGCACGCUCUUAUCAUUGCAUCAUCCUCAUCGCAGCAUCAGUCUGUGCCAGGCAUGGAACCACACGACGCACAGAAAAUGCCAUUUCUCAUCGUCUACUAUUCAGCAUCAUUCAGCUCGUCCAGCAGCAAUUCCCCGAGGUCAUGCCCGUCUCUUCGCCACUAAACAGUCCCAGAAUGCAUCCGAGAACGCCAGCUUAGACGAAGCCGUCGAGUAUGUAAAGGAAAGACAAAAGGAUUCACCCUGGCAGCGUGAAGGCUCACAGACGCCUCCGGUUCGACGACAGAGGUCUGCGUCUGCUAUGACAAAGGGAAAACUGUUGACUACACCGUCGCGGCUUCUCAAACUGAUUCUACCGGUGACAACCAGCGACUACAACGGUGACAGAAAAGAUGUCGAGCCAUUGGCCCUCCUUCUACACCCGCAACAGCCACUAUCAUAUCUCGAACGCUUGAUCCAAGCCGAAGUACCCCCCGUCAAAGGCGACGAUGGCCAAUUACGUCCACCGCACGUUUCUUUCUUUGCCGUGGAAAUCCAAGACGAGCACAUCAAACCCAAGGGAGAAAAGCACAAGAGAGUCCCAUCUGAAGAAAUUGACCAAGACGAAGAAACCGAAGAACAAGAAGAAGUUAGUGCUGGCCAAAAAUCAGCAGCCCAGCAAUCCGCAUCCAACCUACGCGGCGGCCCAGGCGAAGGCGGCGUCGAAAUGUACGGCGACUUGGGCGGCGCCGAACCGGAAACCGUCGACAAGGACUCGUUUGUGCGCUGGUCGUCGUCGACCGAGAUUGGCGACUUUAUACGAGAUGCGGCGCGCGUCAAGGAGUUUCAAGUAGAUAUCCAGGGAUCACCGCUAGGCCGGAUCUCGGUCGGUGUUCCUUCGUUCAACGACCGCACUUACUACCUGCGUAUGCGCCUGCGCAAGAUUUCAAAGAAGCUGCGGGAUCUGGCUAUCAUCAAGCAAGAGUGCGAUAAGCUCGCGCACCGGGGCGGACAGCGGGUCGCACUCGGCGGACUCGGAGUGAUGGUGACGUGGUGGUUCGUCGUGUACGAGCUCACGUUUGAGACGGAUUAUGGCUGGGACACGAUGGAGCCGAUUACGUAUCUGGUCAGUCUGUCGACGCUGAUGGGCGGGUAUACCUGGUUCUUGUAUCAUAACCGCGAGAUCUCGUACCGGUCUGCGCUGGAUUUUACGAUUAAUCGGCGCCAGCAGCAGUUGUAUCAGGCCAAGGGCAUCGAUCUGCAGCUGUGGGAGUCGCUGAUUGAAGAGGCAAACUCGUUGCGCAGGGAGACCAAGACUGUCGCAGAAGAGUAUGAUGUGGACUGGAACGAAAAGGCGGAUGAGCAGGAUGAGCGCGUCACGGAGGCAUUGAAGCAUCAGCGCAGGCAGAAAGAGCGCAAUAUGGAUCGCGAUCGCAAGAAGGAGGAGGAGGAGGAGGAGGAAAAGGAUACCCAUGGCGGUGAUUGA
Talaromyces rugulosus is the source of this 1503-nucleotide messenger RNA. RefSeq lists its product as uncharacterized. The record is from RefSeq and is a predicted model, not a curated record. Bases 1 to 1503 code for a protein of 500 amino acids. The transcript has 3 exons. Gene Ontology annotation, cellular component: mitochondrial inner membrane; uniplex complex. Lineage: Eukaryota; Fungi; Ascomycota; Eurotiomycetes; Eurotiales; Trichocomaceae. Gene Ontology annotation, molecular function: uniporter activity; calcium channel activity. Gene Ontology annotation, biological process: mitochondrial calcium ion homeostasis; calcium import into the mitochondrion.